AUGGUAGAAGUCUCUUCAUCCUCAACAUUCAGAGACUCUGAACAAAAACUCGAUAUUAAUGUUCAAAUAAAUAACAGCAGGCCUAUCCUCAUACCACUUCUCCUAGAUGAAAAACUGACCGAAAUUCGUGUUUUACUUGCCGAUGAAGAAAAUAUUCAUAUGAAUUCAAAAAUGAAUUUCAUGAGCUCAUUUGACGCCAAAAUUCCGCAAAAUUACGAAAUGAGAUUUCUCUUAAAACAGAUUCUUCAUGCUAAUAAUACUUUGAAAAUUAUUAGCGAGCGUGAAUUAGAUCCGGAAAAGAUUAAGGAAUCAUGUAAACUGGAAUAUGGAAUUAGUUUUUCGAAAAAUGGACCAAAGAGUGCAAAGAAAAAAGCAUUAGAUAUCACGAAUUUUCAACUGAAAAAGUUAGAAAAACCAGAUACACUUGAUGAAACGGUCGUAUGUCAAACAGAAAUUGAUGAAAUUUGUGUGCAAAAUUUUAUAGCAAGGUCUCAAGUCGCUGCGAGUUUGCCGUGGUCAUCGAUUUCGGCAACCCUCAAUGGGAGUAGAGAGACUAAAAGUCACGUAAACAUUGAAAAUUCAAUAACUUAUCGGACUUCAAAAAGAAUAAAAGCUGAAAUAUUAUAUUCUGAAUUAGAAGUAAAGCCAACAAAUGAAUUUACAAAGGAUGUUGACGACGCUCUCGCAUCAGAAAAUCCGCGUGCGUUUCUUGAAGAAAUUGCUAAAGAAUAUGGGCCCUAUUGGUGCAAAAAACUCGGAAUUGGCGGCAGAAUUUUAUUUAGAGAAAGCAAGGAAAAUAUACUGAAGGUGCAUAGGGACUCGAAAGAAACGAAAGCUUCUGGGAAGCUAAAAGCAUCCGAAUAUGCUGAUAUUGACGGAGAAGCAGGAAAAAGUCAACAAAGUCAACAAACGAACUCAUUUUUUAAUGAAAAUGCUUUUUUUAAAAUAUUUGGUGGCUCGGAAGAAAGUUAUCAUAAAUCUGGGAUGUCUGGCUGGAUAAAUUCAUUAAACGACUAUCAGGAGUGGGCGGUAGCAGAAUAUACCGAAAUAAAUUCAAUAUUUGAUAUUCUGGAUCCUGAAAAGAAAUCAAAAGUUGCAGCAGCAUUAACAAAGCGAAUUGUGGAAUCAAAAGUUGAAACAUUAUCUUUUCGGAUGGACAUUUCUCGGCCAGAUCCAUAUAUUUAUAAACUGCCUUCAAACCUUCAACUUUCUGAUGAAAAUCAAAUAUUUGUAACAGAAAUGAAAGAAGACGAGUCGAAAUACUUAUUUGCUACACGAAUUCAUUAUAUAGACGAUAAAACGCCUGUAAUUAUUAUUCAUCGGCUGGGAAAAUUAAAAAAGCGAUCAAAAUCACCAAAGUUUACACUGAAAUUGGGUUGGAUUGUGAUCGGCACAUCCACGAUGCUAAAUUUAUUCGGACUACCUUUAGUACAGCCAGUUUUCGAAAGUAAUGAAAUCGAAGUCGUAGCAAAUGAUAACGAUAAACGAUUUGUGGCUACUAUUCAAUCGAAUCAACAAACCGAUCCAAAUAAUAGCCUUUUGGCUACUUGUGUUUCAAGAGCAAAUAAUUCACAAGAAGAUCCAAGGGAUUCCAAAUAUAUCGCCGGAGUUCAUUUUGUUUCCAAAAAUAGUGCUAUUGAAACUUGUGUAUUUUGUUAUGAACUUCAAAAUAUGACACCGUGUAUUGAUACUCCGAUUAGACUGUCAGUAAAUUGGAGAAACAAAUCCGUCGCUGGAACAGAUGGAAAUCAAUUCGGACAAACCCAAAUUAAUAGUAAACUUAUAAGCUCGUUAUUAAGUAAACAGAAACGCUUUAAAGUUUGUUUUGACAUAUAUAAGGAACUAAUUGAUCAAAAUACGAAGCAACCAAACGAACAAGAGCAAUCAUUAGCGUUAUCCACACAAAGAACUUUACAAAGUCCCGUUUUCGUUAGCUUAGUUAUGGACGAUUGUCCAGGGCAAUGUAUUCAUGGAUUUUUUAAUAUUACUCCAGAUCAUGCUAUAUUUAAGUCUCUAAAGAAUUCAAAGAAUUCACUUGCAAAGAAUGGGCAGAAGAUUGCUUAUUCCUGUUUUCCAACUAGAAAUAUAGUUAUGGAGAAAAAUAAUGACAGUUAA
Ambispora leptoticha is the source of this 2115-nucleotide messenger RNA. Lineage: Eukaryota; Fungi; Glomeromycota; Glomeromycetes; Archaeosporales; Ambisporaceae. The record is from the annotation of a GenBank genome assembly.